UCAUAUCGAUGUCCACUGCCCGAUAGACGCCGCACACAAACCGAGUUGGGAUUUCGUUGUAAUUGCUGGUCAUUUUUCACGGCUGUGCGACUAAUUAAAUUUAACAAGAGAGCCUUAAUAAAUAAGUGCUAAAGACCAGACGCAGCGCGCAGUAAUUCAAAUCAUCUAGAAGAUCUCGUAAAACAAAAUGUAAAGUCCUGGCGUGGGGUUGAUCAUAACGCAUACAUAUACCCAUGUGUACGUGUGUGUUUCCAUUGUAAUCUAAAGCACGAGUGAAUUUACGUGCGUUAAAUUUAAACGAAAAUUUAAAAAAAUAUUUCGAGAUAUUGCAACAAAGGCAGUAUUAAAUCGAUUUCUGGUGCAUGUGCUUGUGUGCAGAAUGUUUGCAUGUGUUUGUUGCAAAUGUAAGAAGAAGUAGCCACUCACGCGCUACUCUCUUCCUUUCUCUCUCUCUCCGCCCCCUCCCCAUUAGCUCUACAAGCAGCUGAAAGUUGUAGCCGCACUACAUUCAAAAGUUUCCAAAAGUCUGCUUGCUGGCAGUAGUAAGAAAUAAAGACUUAAAAACAAAAACAUCACUUAGUAAUAUCAGUGAUAUUCAGAAAGAACUCCAAACGCUACGUGGCAGAGGCGAAUCACCGGCGCAGCAACACCAGCAGCAGAUAACCAGCCGUCAGUCCAAUUUCUCUACCUUAGAACUCGAGCGCAUUUGCCGCUUGCGGGGCGACCAAAUGCAUAGACAACAUAUGUCGCAUUCACGAGCAGUCCAAGAUCAAGAGUUGCGACCCCGACCGUUUGUUGCAUAUUACAUACGCUCAUAGAGGGCGGCCACUCACCUAGAGCAGCCAGAGUCCUUGCACUUGGGCAGGGAUCCAGGGAGCAACAAAGUGCUUAGAAAGAAGAAGCAGCAGCACAGGAUUAUACGCUCCGCCGAGGACAGAGCAACAAAAAAGAUGAUGAAACGCACUCGCGUAGACGAGGUGCAAUUUGGCACACGACCCGUUCCUCAGACCUCCGGAGGUGUGGGCGUUGGUGUCGUCGGCGUAACUGGAGGUGGGCCAACAUCCGGCGGCGGUGGCACUGCUACUGUGGGCGUCAAUACGACGGGCGUUACCAUUGGUACCGUCGUGCCCAGUGCUCAUAACGCCACCAUCAGCGGGAUCGGUUCCAUUCACCAUCGCAUCCUUACUCCACAGCAUGGAGGAGCACAAACCAUUGCCUAUUUGCCGUCCACCACGCCGACGGCUACGAAUUUGAAGACCACAACCUCGAUUGUGGAUAGCACUACCGCUGGAGGACCAGUAGGAGCAGGAGCACAGGUGGCCGUAGGAGUUGGCUCUGCAGCCGGCGGAGGAGGCGUGGUGGUCUCCACAGGGAGCACGGGAACGCAAACAUUACAGUAUACAACAUCUUAUAGUGUGGCUUCGAUACAGGCUGGUGGAACUCUGAAAGCCAACACAGCGGAUGGCGCGAACACGGUACAGAUUCAUGUCACAGGAGGAGGAGCUGCAAACAAUCCUGCCAGUGCACAGACUGUUUCCAGCAGCUCACAAACGGGCACAAUCCGUCAGCGUACAAUCAGCGGCACCCAGACAGUGGCCACUGCAGUGGGUAAUCUAGCCACGAUUUCCCAGCAACAACCGGUUCAACAAUCACCUUUGGGCAAGGCCCAAACGCCUCCAUCGUCCGUGGUUGCCAACAGUAUCCCAGUGGGUGGAACCACCCCACCACAAGGACAGUCGGGAAAUGCCACGCCACGCUUAAAAGUGGAGGAUGCGUUGAGCUACCUGGACCAAGUAAAGUACCAGUAUGCAGACCAGCCGCAAAUCUACAACAACUUCCUCGACAUAAUGAAGGAAUUCAAGUCGCACUGCAUCGACACACCCGGAGUGAUUGAGCGAGUCUCCACACUCUUCAAGGGGCACACAGAGCUGAUAUACGGCUUCAACAUGUUCUUACCGCCGGGUUACAAGAUCGAAAUUCAUUCGGAUGCUCUUGGCUGUUCGGUGCCGGUGGUUUCGAUGCCCUCACCACCGGGAGCGCCAACGAGCACAGGAACGGUGCAUAUGCUCACCGGAAAUAGUUCGAUGUCCGGUGCCGGACAUAUCGCCAUCAAGACGACCAAUGCUGCGACUUUAACACCGGCAGCAGGGGCUGGAGCAGCGGCCGCAGCAGCAGCUGUGGCUCAGAUUCAAUCCGCUGGAGCUGUAAAUCUAAUGACCCACGGCGGAGCCUCGCUUACCCAGACCACUAUUCAUGCAUUGCAACAGGCGACGCCUCCUCAAUCACAAUCUCCAGGCGGAGGUCAUGUCCACGUGAGUGUAACAAACUCUACGGCAGCAAACGCCGUAGUGCCCGGACAGCCAGGCAUCUCCGUAUCGGCGCACAAUGUACCGCAGAACUACUCGAGAGAUCGAGAAAGGGCCACCAUAACACCUACUGGGCAAGUGGCUGGAGCAGCGGCAAACGUGAAUGCGUCUGCUAGUAUAGUUGUCGGUGGACCUCCAACGCCCAAUUCUCUAAGUGAGCUUAGCCCUCAUGGAGGAGCAGGAGGUGGGCCAGGUGCGGGAGCGGCGCAGCACAAUCUGCAUCACAUCCAGCAGGCGCAUCAAUCGAUUUUGCUUGGGGAGACGGGACAGCAGAAUCAGCCGGUGGAGUUCAAUCACGCCAUAACCUAUGUAAAUAAGAUCAAGAAUCGUUUCCAAAACCAGCCGGCCAAGUACAAGAAAUUCCUCGAAAUUCUGCACGAUUAUCAGAGGGAGCAAAAGGUGAUGAAGGAGGGCAGCCUGAACCAGGGUAAAAUGCUCACCGAGCAGGAGGUAUACACGCAGGUGGCUAAGCUUUUUGGCCAGGAUGAGGAUUUGCUUAGAGAGUUUGGCCAGUUUCUUCCUGAUGCCACCAACCACCAGUCCGGGCAGUACAUGUCCAAGUCAGCGUCUGUGCACAAUGACCAUGGCAAGCGUCCCACGGCUACUUUAAGCGGUGGAGCUCACAUAACCAUGUCAUCUGCUUCGCCAGCGCCAAGUGGAUCCCCUCUGCAUUUGGGUGCAACGACUCUUCCGCAGAUCGACAAAAGCGCCCAUGCAGCGGCCAUAGGAAACCUUUCGGCGGUGAACACUAGUGUCAGCAUUAAGACGUACAAUAAUAAUCAGCAACAGCAGAAUCAUGUGAUCGGUUCAGGGCUGAAUGCGACGCGGAACGAUAUUCUCUUUGAGAAGGACUAUCACGCGGGUCUGCAGCAGCAAGCGCAUCAGCGAGGAGCUGGAGUUGGAGGCCAUCAUCAUUUGGCCGGGACUGCAGCGGGCGCCAAUAUCGGACGGCCUGGAGUGGGAGCCAGCGUGAUGGUGUCGUACGAUAAAGAGCAUCGAAAUAAUCAUCAUGUACAAAAGUACGUUGGCCACGCGCCAAACCAGAAUCUAACGCAUGGUCAUAACGCAAAGAAAUCACCAAGUUAUGGCAUUCCUUCGGUGAUUGGUUCCAUGCCGCACAUUUCGGACAAUUCGCUCGACCGCAGUUCACCGGGAAUUAGUUACGCCACGCCACCAUUGCCCUCUGGUCCACAUGGACAGCAUAACUCUGGUUCAGCUACGAGGAGGCCGGGUGAUGACAGUUUAGUCGGACACUAUGCUAGUGGAGCGCCGCCUGCUAAGCGACCGAAGCCUUAUUGUCGUGAUGUCAGCUUUUCCGAAGCAUCGAGCAAGUGCACCAUCUCCGACGCCGCGUUCUUUGACAAGGUGCGAAAGGCGUUGAGAAGUCCAGAGGUCUACGACAACUUCCUGCGAUGCCUGACCCUUUUUAACCAGGAAAUUGUCUCCAAAACGGAACUUCUUGGUCUGGUAUCACCGUUCUUGAUGAAGUUCCCCGACCUGCUGAGAUGGUUCACCGACUUUCUGGGACCGCCCUCUGGUCAACCUGCUGGAGGAUUGAUUGACGGCAUGCCCUUAGCCGCAACGCAACGUCAGGGAGGUGGAAGCAGUAAUAGUUCCCAUGAUCGAGGUACCAGUCACCAGAGUGCCGCCGAGUAUGUCCAGGAUGUGGAUCUGUCUUCUUGCAAGCGGCUGGGUGCAUCCUAUUGUGCUUUGCCGCAGUCCACAGUACCUAAGAAGUGCAGCGGACGGACGGCUCUCUGCCGGGAAGUGCUCAACGACAAAUGGGUAUCGUUCCCGACGUGGGCCAGCGAGGACUCCACUUUUGUUACAUCGCGAAAAACUCAGUUCGAGGAGACAAUUUACAGAACGGAGGACGAGCGAUUCGAGCUGGACCUGGUCAUCGAGGUUAAUAGUGCCACGAUUCGAGUGCUGGAGAACUUACAGAAGAAAAUGUCACGAAUGUCCACCGAGGAAUUGAGCAAAUUCCAUCUGGACGAUCAUCUGGGCGGCACAUCUCAAACGAUACACCAGCGGGCCAUUCAUCGCAUCUACGGCGACAAGUCGGGAGAGAUAAUCACGGGAAUGAAGAAAAAUCCGUUUGUGGCGGUGCCUAUUGUACUGAAGCGACUGAAAGUCAAGGAGGAGGAGUGGCGAGAAGCGCAAAAGACCUUCAAUAAGCAAUGGCGGGAACAGAACGAGAAGUACUACCUCAAGUCUCUCGAUCACCAGGCCAUCAACUUUAAGCCCAACGACAUGAAAGCCCUGCGCUCAAAGAGUCUGUUUAACGAAAUCGAGACGCUGUACGAUGAGCGGCACGACCAAGAGGACGACGCCAUGGAACCGUUUGGGCCGCAUCUGGUGCUGCCGUACAAGGAUAAAACCAUUCUGGACGAUGCCGCCAACCUGCUGAUUCAUCAUGUGAAGCGUCAGACUGGCAUCCAGAAGCAGGAGAAGCAAAAGAUUAAGCAGAUCAUCCGACAAUUUGUGCCUGACCUUUUCUUCGCGCCGCGACAGCCACUAAGCGAUGACGAACGCGAUGACGCCUUUCCAUUUUUGGUAGAUGACAAUACGAAAAUGGACGUGGACUCGCCACUGGGUCGCACGGAGUCUUCGACUCGAAAUGCCAAGAGUACGCCCAGUGAAAGUGCCUCUCCGGCGCGUAGCAAUGCAAGCACUAGCAGCGUAACACCAGCGGGAAUUAAGAAAGAGACUGAUGACUCGAAAGCGACGACAGGAUCUUUUGCACCAGCGUCCUCGGCAACGGCAUCUUCAGCGACGCCUGUGGACGAUGCUACGCCAUCAACAUCCUCAGCAGCGGCGGCAGCAUCAGCGGCAUCGUCAUCAACUGUUUCAGGAACCGAAGGCAAGCCAAAGGAUGACCCCCUAUCGUCGCACAAGGAAGAAGGAGCCGGUAGCACCAGCUCUGGAGUUGCCACGAGUCCCAGGCAAGCCCAAGACACUGCAGGAGCAGGCGUCGAUGUGGAAAUCAAACUGGAACAUCCUGCGGACUUUUCCAAUCCAAAGCUUCUACCGCCGCACGCGCACGGGCAACGCGAAGACGAAUCCUACACGCUGUUCUUCGCUAACAACAAUUGGUAUUUAUUCCUGCGGCUACAUGCGAUUCUCUGCGACCGUCUGCAUGUUAUGUAUGAAAGAGCGCGUUUGCUGGCCAUCGAGGAGGAGCGCUGUAGGGUGAAUCGAAGGGAGAGCACAGCCACGGCGCUGCGGCUAAAGCCCAAACCGGAGAUUCAAGUUGAAGACUACUACCCCACCUUCCUUGAUAUGCUCAAGAACGUCCUAGACGGCAACAUGGACUCGAAUACGUUCGAGGACACGAUGCGUGAAAUGUUUGGCAUUUAUGCCUACAUCUCUUUCACGCUGGAUAAGGUUGUCUCCAAUGCUGUUCGCCAGCUGCAAUAUUGUGUCACAGAACGAGCCGCACUGGAUUGUGUAGAGCUGUUUGCAACGGAGCAAAGGCGUGGCUGCACCGGAGGAUUCUGUCGAGAUGCGCACAAGACAUUUGACAGGGAGAUGUCGUAUCAGCGGAAAGCUGAGAGCAUUCUCAACGAGGAGAAUUGCUUCAAAGUGUACAUUUACAAAAUCGAUUGCCGUGUAACCAUAGAGCUGCUUGAUUCGGAGCCCGAGGAAGUCGAUAAGCCGGCUGCGUUGAAGGCCCAGAAGUUCAGCAAGUAUGUAGAGCGGUUGGCGAAUCCUGCGCUCGGCGGUGGUGGCAAUACUGGCCGCUCCGAUUCGGCGCUCGGCAAUGACAGCGUUGUAGAUGGGUCCGAUAUCAAGACGGAGGCGGACGAAGAUACUGCCGAGGUCAAUACCAAGGCUUGAAAUAACAUAGUUUUGAUAAUUUCAUUGAAUAAGAAGAAGAAAAAGUCAUAUUGCAAAAUGAAAUAGUAAUAAAUGAAUUUGUUUUUUGAUUACCAAAACCGGAAUAAGAGAAAUUGAAACACCAAACCCUUUCACCCACCACCACCACCACCACCACCACUACUACUACUACUACUACUACUACCACGCUCAACACCCACCACCGCCACCCACUCACACACAUUAAAUGUAAUGCAUUAUUUUCUCAGAGACACCAAACAAUAACCUGCAGAACCAACGAAGAAACAGAACCCAAAGUACACACUUUAAUUAAAUGUAGUAUUCCAUCCACGAACAUGAACAUGCAUAAAAACCGACAUUAUGUAAAAUAGUAGAUGAUGAUAACAAUAACGUAGGCACGCGCUUGUUGCAUUCCCUUCUGAUUUCGUUAUGCCUUGAGUUACCCAAGAGUUAUCUAUAGCGAUAUAGACAGUUUCAUAUAUCGGGUGAUCGAAGAUCCGGCACCUAGGAUGUGAUGAUGUGAGGUUGAACAUGAAGAUGAAGAUGAUGCAUACAAAGAUGGUAAUGGUGUUGUGGAUUGGGGUGUGGUGUGUGUGAGUGGUGCUUCUGAUGUUAAUAAGACUAUUGCGUUUAACUAUAGGCCUAAAUUACACCUCACACAAUUGUAUAUAGUAAUUAACGUGUUUUAACUGUACAUAACGUAAUGCUAAUGCUAAUGGUAAUCGGUCAAUGUAUGUAUUAUUAUGUGUAAAACGUGUAGUAGCUAAUUUUGUAAAGGAAGCAGACAAAUGUCUUUUAAAUUCGGUAAACAUUUUUAUAUCUAGGCAUAAGAAAACACACACACACCACUCCACACACUCAAUAAUUGUAAAUUAAAUAGCACACACAAUCACAACAGUGGACAUUACUGGAGAGUGAAAAUGAGAAAUAUAUCUGGAGCAGCCCAUUAAAAAUACAUGUUCAAAGUUAUUGAAACAGUGGGAAUGGGAUGGUCUUGAGGGGGUUUGGGGGUUUUCCUUUUUCCGGGCUAGAGCCACAAUCGAACUCAGUAAUUGCCACACAGACUUAAGUUUAAGCAAGUUGCGCUACAGAGAAGGUGGAAUCGGAGGAGCAGGCAAGGCGCGCUUUUUGGUGCGCAACAAGCGGAGAUCAAAGCUGCUUGAGGAGCAAGUGCGUCAGUUGUUUGAACAUAGGCGGAAUCGGAUUGAGCAGCAUGGUACUGCGGCCUCACUUGAACCCAUCUCCGUUGACAGUGCCAUUUCAAGCAACAGCACCACCGGCGGUGGCGGCAGCGGCACUAAUAACAACAAUAAUAAUAAUAAUAAUAACAACAGCUGGGGCGGCAAACGUCUGGAGAGGCUGGGCGCCCCACAGGUGGGCUUGGCCGAGCAAUACGCCUUUAAUGAUCGCGACGAGAUCAGCACAAAUAUCAGCAACGGGCGAUGUUUUGUGACCAGCAAGAAUCUCAAGCUACUUAAGUACGAUGCAGUGCGUCGUGCCAAGAAGAGUCAUUGCCGCGUAACUCAGGCGAAAUACGCUCACUUCCAAACGUACGUUAACAAGUGGCUUCAGCAACAUGUCAGCGAGCAACAGCAGCAGAACUGCGUCGACUGGCUGCUGGGCAAGACGGCAGACCAAAUCAAUGCCAGCGGCUGGGGAUCCGCCAGCAAAACCAAGACGGUACAGCAGAAGGAUACUUCGAAGACACCGUAUCGCAUCUACAACAGAUACAGAGUGGUGCAGAGUGCAGUAAGCGGCGGUUUGAUGAGUGCCACUGCUCCAACUCCAGAUGGUUCAGUUCCGGCGGUCAAUUCCGCGCCAUCAGGCUCAGUUUCAACGGUGAACAAUGUACAGGGCUCGGCGGCAGUAUCCUCAACUUCCCACUCGAUGUGCAACAGUAGCAUUUUGUCCGCGGACUCCACCACCAAUACCAAUGCGUCAGCACAGCAGCAGCAGCAUUGCAACAGUGCAGCAGCUGCAACAACACCGAAUGCAGAGGCACUGCAACAGGUGCGACCCAUGGAGAGCUAACCGACGGGAAUGGGAGCAACAACGGCAGUGGUCGCUGCAUGGCCAGAUUCUUCAUUCACAUGACGACAAUGAGAAGAUGUGGGAUGAAUUGCCUGCAUUGAAAUAAAUAGUGUUUUAAAUGUGAUACCAGUUCCUCGACGCGGUCAUCGAGAUUGCAGCUAUACCAACGCGCGAUCGACUGUUUAAUGUCCGGCAUGGCAUUGGGCUCUGGAAAUUGAUUGAUGAACGAAGGAAAGCUCUUUUUCAUAUUGUACAAAAAGUCAUUUAAUCUUAGGCGAAAGUGCUCCUAAAUAAGAAUUUUAUAGUCUUACGUUGCAUAAAUUUUAGAAUUAAUUUUACGACGGCAGCGUCCUGUUUUAUUGAUGCGCUUUUAGAAUUAAGAUAUAAAGUUUAUACGCCUAGAGCCACAUACACCUUAAACACAAUCGCAAGACCACAAUUUAAGUCACGGAUAUUUUUAACGAUUUUGCACUAGAAACCGAUCGAGACAGUUGUGCUAGUAACUAGGAACCAGAACACGUCUGUUUAGUGUUUUAAGAUUUUUUAAAACCAAGCUCUUUUACUUUAUCAUAAGUGUAACGUAUUUUUAAUACAAAACAAACAAAACACCCACAUACAAACCGUGUACAAUUCCUUGUGAAUACUAUUGUUUAUAUAUUUUACGCGUUUAAGGUUAUUAAGUUAAAUUGUAAAAAUGUAUUGCGCAGAUAUUAAAACAAAAGUUUAUCAAAAGUG
This is a messenger RNA of Drosophila melanogaster (fruit fly), 8972 nucleotides long. It is a transcript of the gene Sin3A, whose product is annotated as Sin3A. The record is from RefSeq and is marked reviewed. The transcript has 13 exons. Gene Ontology annotation, molecular function: RNA polymerase II-specific DNA-binding transcription factor binding; transcription corepressor activity. Gene Ontology annotation, biological process: negative regulation of DNA-templated transcription; negative regulation of transcription by RNA polymerase II; regulation of DNA-templated transcription. NCBI's taxonomy places the organism in Eukaryota, Metazoa, Arthropoda, Insecta, Diptera, Drosophilidae. The coding region runs from base 951 to 6206 and encodes 1751 amino acids. Gene Ontology annotation, cellular component: nucleolus; chromosome; nucleus.